This is a messenger RNA of Kogia breviceps (pygmy sperm whale), 2426 nucleotides long. RefSeq names its product poly(A) binding protein cytoplasmic 4 (gene PABPC4). Gene Ontology annotation, molecular function: poly(A) binding; poly(U) RNA binding; mRNA 3'-UTR binding. NCBI's taxonomy places the organism in Eukaryota, Metazoa, Chordata, Mammalia, Artiodactyla, Physeteridae. The record is from RefSeq and is a predicted model, not a curated record. Gene Ontology annotation, cellular component: cytosol; nucleus; ribonucleoprotein complex.
GCUUCUCUGAGCUUCACUGCCACCUGUGGGCCGCGGCUCGGAGCGGAGCCCCCUUUGUCCUGUGUGGCCCCCCCUAAGAAGUCCUCCUGGCGGGGCUCGGGGUGCUGGGGGCUGGGGAGAUGAACGCUGCGGCCAGCAGCUACCCCAUGGCCUCCCUGUACGUGGGUGACCUGCACUCGGACGUCACCGAGGCCAUGCUGUACGAAAAGUUCAGUCCUGCGGGGCCUGUGCUGUCCAUCCGGGUCUGCCGCGACAUGAUCACCCGCCGCUCCCUGGGUUAUGCCUACGUCAACUUCCAGCAGCCGGCUGACGCUGAGCGGGCCUUGGAUACCAUGAACUUUGAUGUGAUUAAGGGAAAGCCAAUCCGUAUCAUGUGGUCUCAGAGGGAUCCCUCUUUGAGAAAAUCUGGCGUGGGAAAUGUCUUCAUCAAGAACCUGGACAAAUCUAUAGAUAACAAGGCACUUUAUGAUACUUUUUCUGCUUUUGGAAACAUUCUGUCCUGCAAGGUGGUGUGUGAUGAGAACGGCUCUAAGGGUUAUGCCUUUGUCCACUUCGAGACCCAGGAGGCUGCCGACAAGGCCAUCGAGAAGAUGAAUGGCAUGCUCCUCAAUGACCGCAAAGUGUUUGUGGGCAGAUUCAAGUCUCGAAAAGAGCGGGAAGCUGAGCUUGGAGCCAAAGCUAAGGAAUUCACCAAUGUUUAUAUCAAAAAUUUUGGGGAAGAGGUGGAUGAUGAGAGUCUGAAAGAGCUAUUCAGCCAGUUUGGUAAGACUCUAAGUGUCAAGGUGAUGAGAGAUCCCAGUGGGAAAUCCAAAGGCUUUGGCUUUGUGAGUUACGAAAAACACGAGGAUGCCAAUAAGGCUGUGGAGGAGAUGAAUGGAAAAGAAAUCAGUGGGAAAGUCAUUUUCGUCGGCCGUGCACAGAAGAAAGUGGAACGGCAGGCCGAGUUAAAGCGAAAAUUUGAACAGCUGAAACAGGAGAGAAUUAGUCGGUAUCAGGGGGUGAACCUCUACAUUAAGAACUUGGAUGACACCAUUGAUGAUGAGAAGUUAAGGAAAGAGUUUUCUCCUUUUGGAUCAAUCACCAGUGCUAAGGUGAUGCUGGAGGAUGGGAGAAGCAAAGGGUUUGGCUUUGUCUGCUUCUCAUCCCCUGAAGAGGCAACCAAAGCAGUCACGGAGAUGAACGGACGCAUCGUGGGCUCCAAGCCACUCUAUGUCGCCCUGGCCCAGAGAAAAGAAGAGAGAAAGGCUCACCUGACCAACCAGUAUAUGCAGCGGGUGGCCGGGAUGAGAGCGCUCCCCGCCAAUGCCAUCUUAAAUCAGUUCCAGCCUGCAGCUGGGGGCUACUUUGUGCCAGCAGUUCCACAGGCUCAGGGAAGACCUCCAUAUUACACACCUAACCAGUUAGCACAGAUGAGGCCUAAUCCACGCUGGCAGCAAGGUGGGAGACCUCAAGGCUUCCAAGGAAUGCCAAGUGCUAUACGCCAGUCUGGGCCUCGUCCAGCUCUUCGCCAUCUGGCUCCAACUGGUAAUGCUCCGGCCUCUCGUGGCCUUCCUACUACUGCUCAGAGAGUCGGGUCUGAGUGCCCGGACCGCUUGGCUAUGGACUUUGGUGGGGCUGGUGCCGCCCAGCAAGGGCUGACUGACAGCUGCCAGUCUGGAGGUGUUCCCACAGCUGUGCAGAACCUAGCGCCUCGUGCCGCUGUCGCUGCUGCUGCUCCUCGGGCUGUGGCACCUUACAAAUACGCCUCCAGUGUCCGCAGCCCUCACCCCGCCAUCCAGCCCCUGCAGGCACCCCAGCCUGCGGUCCACGUGCAGGGCCAGGAGCCACUGACCGCCUCCAUGCUGGCCGCAGCACCCCCACAGGAACAGAAACAGAUGCUGGGUGAACGUUUGUUCCCGCUCAUCCAGACGAUGCACUCAAACCUGGCUGGGAAGAUUACGGGGAUGCUGCUGGAGAUUGACAACUCGGAGCUGCUGCACAUGCUGGAGUCCCCCGAGUCUCUCCGCUCCAAGGUGGAUGAAGCUGUGGCGGUCCUACAGGCUCAUCAUGCCAAGAAAGAAGCUGCCCAGAAGGUGGGCGCUGUUGCUGCUGCUACCUCUUAGACAAGGACAAACCGAUUCAAAAGCCAAAUAAACCCUCAUGGAAUUCAGCUCAAGGUUUGAAGACGUCCUAGCUUGUCCUAUGGACCUCAACACCAAGAACCACAAAUUGCGAAUUUAAUAGGUCAUUUUGUAUCAAAAGGUCAAUUAUGAAGCACCUAGAAUUUUUCAAUUAAAAGAAUAUAUUCUCUGGGUUCUGAUAUGGCCCAAACAGUGUUAACUUUUUUUUUUCUAUUGUGAGUUUUGAUUUCCACCCCCAGAAACUGGUUUUAUUUGAUGUACCCAAGUCUUAAGUUUCUCAAUAAAGAAAAAAUCUCCAUAAAACUG